Molecule: messenger RNA, 2996 nt
Organism: Alosa sapidissima (American shad)
Lineage: Eukaryota; Metazoa; Chordata; Actinopteri; Clupeiformes; Clupeidae
Exons: 10
Coding region: 1200-2756 (518 amino acids)
Source: RefSeq, a predicted model, not a curated record
AAAAUUCUCAGAGUUAUUUUCCCAGUGUAAAGCAAAAGUGUUAAAAUACAGAGUUAAAACUACACUGAAAACAGUUAGAUUAACUGUUAAGGAGUCAACUUUGUAAGAGAGUUAGUGUCAUUGGCCAGUGUUUGGGACUCAACUCCUACAGUGUUAUGAAACCACGCCUCUCCUAACGUGACCUCAUGGAUUUCAGCCACAUUUCAGCAAGGUGUAGAGACGCCAUCUUUCUUUUCGAUGGAAUCCUAGUAUAUGGUAAGUCACGCUCUGCUUUAUAGUUGUACAAAUAUGUCCAAAUAAUUGUUUCUCUUUCUUUUAACCUACAACUGAAGAUUGAAUAUUGUUAGUUAACUAGGAGUAUGUUAGCGAUGAUGCAGCUAACUGAACUAACUGAUAAAAUGUUAGCUAUCGCUAGCUAGCUAACAACAGGCUAGUUUUGGUUAAACGGAGUAAUAUAAGGCUGCAUUUUAGCGAAUUUGUGAGUAGUCGAUGGUCUUUGUCGGAUAAAAAGGUAUUGGAUCACUAAUAAUCCAGCCCUCUCGUGUAUUUGUAGUCAUAUGUGCCUUUCUCAACUUCGUUUUUUAUUCUGUAGCUGCUAGUGUCUGUGGCAGAUUCAGGAGUCUGAAGUUGCUAACGUUAAAUCUGAUUGACUAACGAAAUUCUUGUAGACAUGGGCAGUCAUUCCAAGACAAAUUAAUGAUCCAAUAGAAGGCAACAUUUUCGAAUUAGGUUUUUUUUAGUUCAUGCCUGCACUAAAAUGCCAACAGAUUGGCAUUCAGUUACGAUAGAAGAAGUAAGUCGACUGCAGUGGCAGUGGAAAGGGGAGGGAAAGGGAGAGAGAUUAUGUGUGUGCACGCGAGUGAAAGGGUGCAAAGCGAACCUUCUGAUUUUAUCGUCAUCGUCAAGUUUGCCGUAUAGAUAGAACUAUAACUUUAUAUGGCUAUUGACAAACCAUGAGUUAUGUUCUAUUUUGCAAGACAGCAUCAGCUCUGUUUUUUUUAAUAAAAUGUGCAGUGAUCUAAAUUUGAGAUCUAAAUUGUUCCUUGGAAUGCUCUGGUCAAUUUCUCCUGUAUUUUCUUAUGUUUGCAGUACUGGAUAAUUAUCUUGACAGUUAUCUUGGUCAUAAUUACCCUAAUAACAACUCUGUCAGUGUUGUGGAUUUUCUUGUGUCAUUCCUAGCUUGGCUUCUUUUCUAGAGAAUGCUUGUGAAAGUAAAGUACAGAGAAAAGCAGAAAUAUGUCAAGGUUACUAACAGUGAUGGGACCUGUGACUACCAGCAGUUCCACCAAGCAGUCGUAGAAAAAUUUGGACUGCCUCCUGACGCUGAGGUCAUUUACAAAGAUUCUUCUGGAACAGAAGUGGACCCGGACAUCUUUUCUGAACUGUUGGAGAAGGGGGAGGAUUUGUUCAAGGUGUAUGUGAAUGAUGAUUUAGAUUUAGAGGAUAUGUCAGUGUCUUCUGAAGCAUCAUACCCCUCAGAUGCCUCCACUGUUAUAUUGGAUGACAGUCCGUGUGAGACUCCAAACAAGAAAAUUAGAAGGGAUGACCAGAGUCAUAGAGAAGCAGUCAAAAAUAUGGUCAAUGAAGUUCUUCAAAGAAAGCCAGGGGGGGAGAAGAUUUUUCAAGAGUACACUAAAACAAAGUCACUGUCAGAUGGAACCAGGAGACAGCUUGUGAAUAUCUUGGUUGCUGACAUGGUGGAGGUGCAUGGACGGAUCCCUUCCCAAGCUGUUCGAGUGAAGUAUGCCCAAGGCAUUGUGGCCUUGUUCCCAUAUCUUGAGGACCCAUUGUCGAAGCAUGGAUAUGAACACUUUUAUGAUGCAGCAUCAGGCUCUGGGUACAUUGCAUGGCGUCUUAAGACUGUACAACGAAGCCUAUCUGAUGGCUCAAGGUCUCGGGUAGCAGUGGAACAAUGCAAUGGUGGUCCAAAGGCUGCAAGAGACUCGGUUUCUACCAUACAACAGUUGACUGAUCGAGAUUGCGAAGAGGCAAUAUCUAUGAUGAAUCAUUCUUCCGAUGAAGCACUGGUUAUGGAGAAAAUGAAGGCCACUUUUGAACACAGACAGAAACUUGUCCGUGAUCCUGACAAGUCAGUAGAUGUUCUGGACACCUUCCCAAGAUUUCUUGACAUACCUGGCCUUAUUGAGCAGGACUUUCUGAUGCUUUUUGGAGAGGAGGCAUCAGGGAAGUUCUUAGCCAGAUGGCCAACGUUUUUCAGACCACACAUCACUGAAGAUGCUAAGGGGCUAGUACCAACUCUACAUGUUGAGGAGCUCCUUAGCUCUGCACAAGGAAAUGAUGGUGGAUGGGACCGUGACAUUGCUUCACUGUGCUUGCUGCUGCAUCUCAUUCCUCCAACAUCUAAGGGCCACAAGAAGUCUGCGAAAAUCAGUGCCCUCCAAGCAGAGGACUACUUGGUGAGGUAUCUGCAGGUUGGUGCAAGCAUUCAAAUCUUCUUGACCAAUCUCGAACCGUCUCAGCCCUUUCUGCUCUGCAUUGGCGAACAGAAGAACAAGAUACAGAAGUUCUACAUCAUCGUGGAUAGCAAGGCAAUUCCAUGCAGAGCACAGACAUCAGUAGCAGCAUUUGACGAGCUGUUCAAAACACACUUUGUUUUUGGAACGUCAUAUAGUGAGGCCCUUGAUGGUUUUUACACUUUCAUACAAACAGCUGUGUACAACAUCGAUGUUGGUAUGGUCAGAGAAAAGCCAAGAGUGAGGGAACUUAGGGCCAGGUUUCUAAAUUUGAAGAAGUAAUAGUACAUAAGUUAUGUUUACUUGUUUUGUUUGCAAAAACGUACAUUCAAAUACAUAUUCAAUUUGCCGCCAUUUAAAGUUUCAUCAUGGCCUAUAUCCAGGAAAAUAUUUGCGUCUUAAUUGUGCAGAGGGUGGAUGCACAUCAGUGUUCGGAACUUACUCUGGCUUUAAAAAGCAUUUAGUUCAGAUUCAUGGAAAUAAAGUUUCUUUCAGUUCCUGUCAAAUAGAUGGUGGGAGAAA